This is a messenger RNA of Papilio xuthus (Asian swallowtail), 1586 nucleotides long. RefSeq names its product protein OPI10 homolog. Gene Ontology annotation, cellular component: cytosol; nucleus. Gene Ontology annotation, molecular function: Hsp70 protein binding; nuclear import signal receptor activity. Gene Ontology annotation, biological process: protein import into nucleus. Bases 125 to 727 code for a protein of 200 amino acids. NCBI's taxonomy places the organism in Eukaryota, Metazoa, Arthropoda, Insecta, Lepidoptera, Papilionidae. The record is from RefSeq and is a predicted model, not a curated record. The transcript has 4 exons.
UGACAUGACAUGAGCAUCUUUCUAGAAUGAAGUAGAAUUUUAAGAAAAAUAACGCAACUGUCAUUUAGUGUUUGUGUACAUAAUAAUUAAUUUUAAGUAUAUUUUUAAUUUUGUAACAUACACAAUGUCUAACGUUUUUGGUUUAAUUGUAUCGGGACGACUGGUACAAACAGAUUUUACGCCGCUGACAGAGACAACGUUUAUCAUAACAAUUCCGGAGACAGAGUCGAUCAACCACGCGGCGGUGUUCCUGACGGGAGUGGCGCCGCUGCCGGCGGGUACCGCGGGCAUGGUAUACUGGAGCUGGCCCGACCCCGCGGCACCGCCCAGCUGGCAACUGCUCGGGCACAUCUCAAACGCAAAGCCCUCUGCCAUAUUUAAAAUAUCCAACCUCAAGAAGCUCCACGAAUUGUCUGCGGAAAACAAAAUAGGCGGUGCAUUUGGACAGCAACAGAUCUGCAACUAUGCUCAGAUAGGAAUAUCCAUUGAACCAGAGUCAAAUGUUGAGUUGCUCGCCUCAUCUGUGGCGGCGGAAACAAAUCAGUAUGUAACAUUUGCACAAAAGAUGUUGGAGAAUCUUGUGAACUUUGUGGCGUCGUUCUCCGUGACUCAGGACCAGAUGACGCCGACGCCGGGCGUCUCCUACAUCCCUCUCAACACUCUGCACACCUGGUACCAAAACUUUGAGCGCAGGCUGCAGCAGAAUCCAAACUUCUGGAAGAAUUAAUCUCACCACUGCAAAUGAACCUUGUAUUAGUGGACAGACAAUUUUGUGUAAUUUGUUUUAUUUUGUGUGGAUGUCAUAAACGGAGUGAAAAAUAAAAGCACAGAUUUGGUGGACAUAGAGAUGUGCUUCACAUGGAGCUGAAGAAGGAAAUUUACUAGAUGACAUGUGUCAUUAGAUUUCCUUUUAAAUAUAUUUAUUUUAAGUUAGAAAGUGAUAAAAAAAGUAAUUAGACUAAUACGGGUGGCAGGAUCGGUGUAAGCAAAUAUCAGAGAUUGGCUACUCAUUGUCCUGUGUCCAUGUUGUGGAGGGGAAAUUGUUAAUACAUUUAAUAUUGUGGUGUGUGAGUGAAGUGAUCCUGCCGGCAUUGCCCUGCAUUUACUGCAAUGACAAUACAUUGUACACAUGUUACUUGAAGAUGUUUACAUACAAUAUUGUUGCUGAAUUAUUGAAAUGUAUUUUUAUUGGAUUUGAAGAUUUAUAAAACUUGUAGCGACCAAACAGUGCACGGUACACGGUGCACAUUGUUAUCAAAUUAUAUUGAACAUGUUAUAUUUCAAUAGUACUUGUGCCUGACCGCCUCCAACCCCCGCACCCUCACACCCCCACACCGCAUUGCUGGCAUAAUAUUUAUGUUCUUCAAGACUGCUUACAUAGAUAUAUUUUUACAAUAAAAUGUUUUUUUCUAUUUGUGAUCUUUUUUAUUGCAAGUGUUAAUUGAUUUUUAUUCCAUUCACCCACAAGGUAUUCCGCACGCAUGUAUGUAUGUAUGUAUGUAUGUAUGAGAGAUGACAAAUGCAUUUUGACCGGGAUCAUCUUCUGCUCUUUGAGUGUGCUUGAAUUUUGUAGCAUUAUUAGAUUU